GUUUGAAGUAAUACAUUGCUGGGGGUGGAGGGGCAACAUGUUUCCUGAAAGAUCAACAGUCUUUCAGCUGGUUAACUGGGAGACAAAAGCAUCUUUCCUUUAAACUUGAGAGGGGGUGGGUGCCUGGGAGUACUGUAUGUAUGUGUCUACACUAUGUAUUUGUUGUAUAAGCUUCUUACAGUAAUACACCUGCUGCUGAGCCAGCAAUACCUUCUCUCCUGGACAAGACCAGCUGACCUCAGUCCAGCCAGACUUUGAGUAUAGACAGGAAGGAUGCUGAGUGGAGACUUGGUGGCUUCAUGGGAGGUGGCGCUCAGUGAUGGCGUCUACAGGAUUGAGUUUGAUCAUGGCACCACCACCGGGAGACGCAUCGUUUAUGUCAAUGGACAGGAAGUGGUCAGAAGAGAUUGGAUGUUCAAGCUUGUUGGGAAAGAAACCUUUAGCAUUGGAGGCUCCCACACCAAAGCCACCAUAAAUAUCCAGGCUAUCAGCGGCUUGGCCUACGAGUACACGCUACAGGUGGAUGGAAAGAGCCUGCAGACGUUUAUGGACAACAAGGCCAAGAGCACCAAGACGUGGCUCCUCUGUGUGGAUGGCGAGAACUGGCGAGUUGUGCUCGAGAAGGACACCAUGGACGUGUGGUGCAAUGGGCAAAAAACCAGCACCACGGUGAGAAAGCACCUUCCAAGAAGCUCAGAUGUUCAGUGUAAGCCAAGGGUUUCCAAAGCAGGAUCGGGUCGCUGCUCUUUGUUUUAUUGGCCCUGUGGAUAUUCUAAAAAUGAAAUAAUUUUAUUAUUAAUGACAUAUAUUAUUAGGUAUUGCUUGUCCCUUAUAAAACAAAGCUUAGAUGUGGAUGUUUUCUUCAGAUAGCUUAGCACACAGUGCCCUCCAGAAGUAUUGGAAGAGUGAAGUCAAUUUAUUUAUUUUUGCUGUAGACUGCAAACAUUUGGGUUUGACAUCAAAAGAGAAAUUCGAGACCCGGGUAUCAAGUAGUUACAUCUGGAUUGGAUGUACAACUUAGAAGAUAGUGCCUCAUGUUUGAACCCACCCCAUUUUCAUGAGCAAAAGUAUUGGAGCAUGUGACUGACUGAGGUGUAUUUUGUUGCCCAAUGUGUCCGACUACAUUACUUAUUCAGUCAAUGAAUAGCACUGAAUGACUACACUCAGUUUCAGAUUGGUAGGAUAGGUUUUGCCUGUGUAGACUGCAUUUAGAGGUGAAAACAACAUGAAAAUCAGAGAGCUGUCUAUGGGUGAAAAACAAGCAAUUGUGAAUCUGAGAGAAGAUGGAAAAUCUAUCAGAACCAUUGCAACAAUGAGCCUCAUUCACCAAUAAUCUGCUUAGGUUUUCUAUUAAGAUGUUCUUAAUGGGUUCUUAAGAAAACUCUACAUCAGAUUCAUUGUUUUCUUAAACCACAGAAUUGUUCCCAGCUGUGUUCUUAAAUUGCUGAAUCCCAUCUCCUCGUAAACUAAAAGCGUGUGCAAGGUGAGCCAAACUAACAUGUAAUUAGCAUAGGUAACAGCCCAUCAGCUCGUAAAAGGGAAUGAGACUGCUGGGUCGUGAGCAGACGCAAAUUUCAAAAUGCCGAAAGCAAAAGGCAAAUUAAUUGGAGCGGAACAGGUGAAGAGAAAAAAAAACUUUGCCGUACAUAGGUGGAGGUACUGCUGCAGGAAAUCUGCCACUGGAAAAAGAUUCUGUUCGGUAACCUUAGCGCAGGUUACACCAACAAAAAGCAGGCACGCAACAGAGGAGGUGAAAAAGAAAUGGUUUGACUUGAAAUCCGACGCCAAAAAAACAUUGCAAAACUCAGGUGGGAGAUGCAAUGGACAUCCCAUGCCUGAUCUCGGAAGCGGUGUUGGACAAUCAGGAGAGGAUAGCUGACACGCUCGACAAGAUUGCCUCGUAACCAUAUCCAAUACGCUUAAAUAAAUUAAUGACAAUUUAAAAAAAUAAAAGAUGUGCACUGAAACCGGUCUGUCCUCAUUUUUGAAGUGAUACACUUAUUUUAAGAAAUCACAUUGUUAUACUCAAAUUGUAAUAAUGCAACUUUAUUCACAAAUGGGCAAAGAAUUGCCCCCAAACCUGAACAGCGAGCCUGCAGUCUGGUCCCAUCAUUGCGUAAGGACGCACAUCCUCAUGGUGUAGUGGCUGAGAGGGAAGUGGCACACCACGCUUUAUAGUGAAGUUGUACAGUAACUUGAUUAAUGUUGAGGUGUUGGUGUUUUUACCCAAAGAGGAAUUAAAUUAUGGAACGGAUUGAGUAAGGAACUCAAACAAAGUACAGAAAUGAGCAAGUUCAAAAAACAAUACAAGCAGUUGAUGUUUACUAAAUACAAGGCAGAAGAGUCUUGAUCAUCACAGUGAUUGUUCUGUCAUGUUCGUUUUUUAAGUUUUGUUUUUUUAUUUAUAUUUACUUUAUACAGUAUAUACAUAAUAUAUAUAUAUAUAUAUAUAUAUAUAUAUAUAUAUAUAUAUAUAUAUAUAUAUAUAAAACAUGACAUGGAAUGCAGGAAGUGAACAACAGAUAUUGUAAUAGAUGUGGAAUAGACAGGGGGUAGGAUUAAAUAAGCUUUGAUUCUUCCUACUCCUUUUGGACAUGUGGAACUGUCAAAGAAUGAUUCAUGAGAUGUAUUCCAUUGUAACCUUCAUGUUCAAAUAAACUAAACCAAACCAAACCCAUCAGAAGCUCUCUGGUUUUCAUGUUGUUUUCACCUCGAAAUGGAGUCGCCACAGGCAAAACAUGUUCUACCCAAUCUAAAACUGAGCGUAGACAGUGCUCUUUAUUGAUUAAAUAAGUAAUGCGGUAGGACACACCUGGGCUACAAAACAGAUGUUACUCACAAGUUCCAAUACUUAUGCUUAUGUAAAAAAAUUGUUGGGUUCAAAGAAAAGGUACUUUCUUCUAAGUUGUGCAUACGAUCCAGAUGUAAAUACCUGGGAAAAAAAAUGCAAAUGUUGCUCUCGGGUCUCGUAUUUGUCGUCUUUUGACGUCAAACCCAAAUGUUUUCCCUCAGAAAUAAAGAAAUUGACCACACUCGUACAAUACUUCUGGAGUGCACCUGCAUUGGAUUGCAUUGCAUGCACAU
Messenger RNA from Dunckerocampus dactyliophorus (ringed pipefish), 3084 nucleotides. RefSeq names its product fas apoptotic inhibitory molecule 1-like. Gene Ontology annotation, biological process: positive regulation of neurogenesis; canonical NF-kappaB signal transduction; negative regulation of extrinsic apoptotic signaling pathway via death domain receptors. Bases 274 to 870 code for a protein of 198 amino acids. The transcript is spliced from 3 exons. Lineage: Eukaryota; Metazoa; Chordata; Actinopteri; Syngnathiformes; Syngnathidae. The record is from RefSeq and is a predicted model, not a curated record.